CAGAAACACGCAAAAAACACGUUAUUUAAUCUUGAAGACGAAGAGCUGACUCAUUACGGCCAGUCAUUAUCAUCGAUUAACUAUUUUGGUGAUGGAUUAGACAGCGGCGAUGAAGGAGAGGGAAAAGGCAUUAUUGAUGAAGAAACGGUCGCGCGAACGCAUUUUGGUGGAUUCAAUGCAGGAGACAAUGAUGAUAAGAAUUCUCAGCGUAGAAAACAAAAUUCGGAAAUUUGGAACGAGCUUAUUGCAAAGAGUAAAUUUCAUAAAUACGAACGUCAACUGGAAAAAGAAAAAUACCUUGCUGAGGAGGAAGAAUUGGACAAAGAGUUGGAUGACAUCAGAGGAUUGCUUUUUGAAUCUUCAAAUCGAGUAACAGGGAAGAUAGAAGAAAACAGAGAAAAGUCUCUCGACGCACACCACGAUUCCGUUGAUUCAUACGACCGCUUUGUCCGCGAACUAGCUUUUGAGAAACGCGCUCGACCCACAAAUCGUACUAAAACAGAAGAAGAACUCUUAUUGGAAGAAAAAAAUAAACUGGAACGAUUGGAACGAGCAAGGAGAAAAAGAAUGUUAGGUGUGGAUGAGACGAGUGAGGAGGAGGAGGAGGAUAAUGAUGAAGACGACAGAAAAAGGAGAAAGAGACGAAAAAGGAGGGAUAUCGAAAGUGAAAGCGAAAAUGAAGAAAAUGAAGCAGUUACGUUGCCUGCCUCUCUUCCGUACACUUUUCCAUGUCCGCAAACAUACGAGGAAUUUAUGAGCGUCCUACGUGGAGUAGAGUUAAAAGAUGUGCCAACGGUAGUGCAUAGGAUCUGUGUCUUGCAUCAUCUUAAACUUGAUCCCAGUAAUAAAGAAAAAUUGGAGGCAAAAUACGUUCUUAAUAUCGCAAACGAAGGGCCCCUUCCAACUGCAUUUUUGUCCUCUCUGACUACACGUCUGUUCUCUCUCACACACAUGCUUCCACAUAUAACCCGCCGGACAUUCUCGUCUCAGCUCUCGUUGGCACAUUCUCAUGCUUCCGUCACGAUGUCUGAUUUAACCCUUUUAAUGUUAAUUUCCAAACUGUUUCCCACAACAGACUUCCAUCAUCCGAUAACAACUCCAGCGAUGAUACUAAUGGGACAGUGUCUUUCAAAAAACAAGUUAAACACUAUUAAGGACAUUGUUAUAGGACUGGUUAUUUGUAGCUUGGUCUACGAAUAUGUGUGUAUAACUAGAAAAAUUGUUCCUGAAGUUGGGAAUUUUUUGUGCUCGGUGUUAGUUGCAUUUGUUGCUGAUAAAGGUUUCGAGGAUUCGGAAAGCGGAAAUGGGGAAUGCCCAGAGAGUGAGAAUUUGAAAAUAAGAGAGUUGCCUGGUGUGUUCCCUUUAGUUGGGAAAAUUGGUAUGAUGAGAAAAGGGAAAGGAAAUUGGAGCACGAUAGUGCCUAAAGCUGUGAAUGUUCCUCAAGUGGUGAAUCGGCGCGGUGAGGAUGGAGACAAUUCUAAUGAUGAAAUGCGUGUUUGUAUUUUAUCAUCAGCCAUUUCUCUAGUUGGGCAAUUCGCUAAGUUAUAUAACUCAACGGCCGCAUUUAUCGAAAUUUUCGAGCCUAUGGUGUUGUUUUUGAAGCUAAUCCCCGUGGAUGAAUUGUCUAACGUUAUGAUGGAGAAGCUGUUAUCGACGAAAGACGCACUCAAUAGAAUGUUGCGAUUUGCAAAAGACGCACGUAAGCCUUUGGCGUUGCAGCAUCAUAAACCCAUUCCUCUUCCAACGUAUCGUCCUAAGUUUGACGAGAAUUAUUCGCUUGAUCGACAUUAUGAUAGUCGAGAGAUGGCGCCGAUGAAUAAGUUGAAGGCACAAUAUAAACAAGAGCUCAAGGGAGCUAUACGUGAAUUACGCAAGGACGCUCGCUUCCUUGCCCAUGAGACACUAAAGAAGGUUAGAGAGAGUGAUGAGUCGUAUAGAAAGACAAUUAAGAGUGUCAUGAACAAAUUGGAGAGUGAACAGCAUGAGAAGAAAUUGUAUGACAGAGAGAGGAAAAAGCUUGUCAGCUCCAAGGCUUGUCAGCUCCAAGCAAAUGAACACUUUUACACCAUCACCAGAGAAGAAGGAAGCCAAUCUGAGCCUACUUCCGAAGAGUCAGCCACCCAGCUGCUACUCCUCAAAGAACUCACCUGUUGGGGACAAGCCACCUCCACCAUCACCGAAAUCUUCGCAAUCACCACUGCCAUCAACAACUCUUAUGCUUGA
Paraglomus occultum is the source of this 2223-nucleotide messenger RNA. The record is from the annotation of a GenBank genome assembly. NCBI's taxonomy places the organism in Eukaryota, Fungi, Glomeromycota, Glomeromycetes, Paraglomerales, Paraglomeraceae.